This is a messenger RNA of Strongylocentrotus purpuratus (purple sea urchin), 444 nucleotides long. RefSeq lists its product as uncharacterized. Gene Ontology annotation, biological process: protein ubiquitination; signal transduction. Gene Ontology annotation, cellular component: BRCA1-BARD1 complex. Gene Ontology annotation, molecular function: protein binding. The record is from RefSeq and is a predicted model, not a curated record. The coding region runs from base 1 to 444 and encodes 147 amino acids. NCBI's taxonomy places the organism in Eukaryota, Metazoa, Echinodermata, Echinoidea, Camarodonta, Strongylocentrotidae. The transcript has 3 exons.
AUGCUGGAUACAACCGUGGCAUCGCCAGAUAAAGCAGAAUCCGCGUCCCCGGGACCGUCAGCAUCCACAUCAGCUAGCAGUCCCCCUACAGAUGCAGCAGCAGCAGCCGAUGAAGUUUCUACUUCUAAAGCCAGACCUACCGAAGAAUCCAAGGAGCAGCAUUUUGACGACAUUCUCAGGACUGUAGCUAAGAGGAUUCAUAAGGAUGAUGAGAUCGACAAUCUAGGCGGUGUCUUGGGUUUUGAACCUCCGGAAAUACAACGUUACAUACACACGAACGCAAAAUACCAAACUGUCACAUACAUGGGAACACUUAGUAUGCUCCGCGAUUGGAGGAACAGGACAACAAGGUCCGAAGAAAGUGAAAAGUUGAAGAAAGCUCUGAUCGCGAUUAAUCACCGUCGACUAGCAGACGACCUCCUGAACGACGAUAAGGACAGUUAG